CCAACCGACCAGCCUCCCGUCUUGGACACUGUCAUAGGGAAGUUUGUCAUGGAGAACACUGUCAUGGAGAACUAAGUGUAUUUUGUAAAUCUAUCCGAUUCAUGGCCGCGUAUAGCGGGUAUCUGCACCAUAUUUAGACGGAAGCCAAUCGAAAGCAAUUCGUGGCCAAUCGCCCACUGUGGGUAUGCGCCACAACCGCUCUGAGCAACAGCAGCAACGACAACAAAUCUUUUCCGCAUCGCCAGCUGUGGAAGAAUACCCAUCCUAACGAAUUUCUCUUAUACGACCGCUUACUUUUCACGCGCAUGGUUUUGUGCCAUCUGCAAUGAAGUGGCACGGCAUUUGGCCUCAUUUAUAUCCAGCCGGUGACGAGGCCGAGUUCAUCCGGGAGAAGGUGGAGCAAUGCGUGCUCAUGAUGGUGGUCGGCAUGGUUUCCCUGGGAGGCAGCCUCGGCGUCGUACUCAUGUACAUCGCCUACGUGUCAUUCAACGCCGGCAACAGUCAGAGUCCCGGCUUGCAGCGCGGCAACGAGAACUUGUCGGCUCGGUCUAUGGUGCGGCCAUGGCAAAAGUGCAUGGAGGCCAAGUUUUACAAGUGUUCGGCGCAGCUCGGGUCGUGGCCGAAGCCGGGAGACGAGUCGUGGUUCUUUCUUAAGACCCGCUUCGGACCGGGCUGCUUCGAGUGGGACCCGGAGAAGCAAUGCGUAUGGGACUCGCCCGCCCACUUCAAGAAACUGGAACAUUGUCGCAGACACUGCCACCGAGUUCCUCCGGAGCGGCGCUGUCUGAAGCCCGUGAUCCGGUUGCCGGCACUCGUCAACUGCACACGGCUGGCACCCAAGGAGCACAGGGCGGCCUCGCGCUCCUUGUGGUUCUACGACCCGCUGAGGCACCGCUGCCAGCGUUGGACGGGCGUGUGCGUCUUCAGGGCCUUUCGUACUUUCGAAGACUGCUUCAAAAGGUGCCUGGCCACCUAGCGCACUGUCUCCUGGAAAAGGCUGUGUUCCUGAACCCUGUAGCUGCUCCGCUCAAGGACUGUACCUUCCAACGCAAGGAGAAAUUCGUGGCAGUUGGAGUCGUACACUUUCGUUGUUCUCUCAGUCUGCGCAAUUAUAUUUUCUUAUAACGUCGAUAUUAUUUAACCGGUGGCUGAGCAUUAGCUAGCUGUCAUCUGAGAACAAACGUACGCGCUUUGAUCUGUAUAUUUAAUAAGCAUGUAUUUCACAUGAAAAAGUCAGUUAUUUUUUUUCGUUC
Molecule: messenger RNA, 1253 nt
Organism: Dermacentor albipictus
Lineage: Eukaryota; Metazoa; Arthropoda; Arachnida; Ixodida; Ixodidae
Source: RefSeq, a predicted model, not a curated record